AUGCCGCCCCCCCUCCCCUCCCACCACCGCGGCAUGACCGCCAACCCCCAACGACCAAGCCGCUACCGCCCCGGCAAAGCGAUCGCCGAAGAGCCUUCCUCCUCGGACGAGGAUGAUGAAGACAAGGAGGUACAACAACAACAGAAAGAGCAGGAAGAGCGCCGUCGUCGCGAGGAACAGCGCCGGCGAGCGGCGUUAGCCAAACCGCCACCCAAGGCUAGUUCUUUUCCCGCUGGGGCGGUCGCGGCGGCUACGUCUGGGGUGAAGGGGGUGAGGUUUGAGGAAGCGGAGGAGGAUGAGGAGGGGUUUGUUACGGAGGAGGAGGAGGAGGAGGAGGAGGAUGAGGAUGAUACGGAGGAAAAGGUGGGGGGCUCUGUUGCUGGCGAUGGAGCUGCUGUUAAAACAUCCACUGCUGUUGAGGAAGAAUCAGAGUCUGAAGAGGAAUCAGAGGAGGAAAGUUCGGAAGAGGAAAGCUCAGAAGAGGAAACCCCCCGCCGCAUCCUGCUGCGACCGACAUUCAUCAAAAAGAACCAGCGCACCGCCGCCGCGACCACCGACCCCAAAGCACCACCCGAUCACACCGCAAACUCGGCCGCGGACGCGGAGGCCCGCCACGCCCAGCGCCAGGAGAAAGCCGACGCGCUCGUGCGCGAGCAACUCGAGAAGGAGGCGAUCGCGCGCAGCGCCGCGAACCGGGCGUGGGACGACGACGAGCUAGAGGUCGCGGAGGAAGAAGCGAUCGACGACACGGACGGCAAAGACCCGGAGGCCGAGUACGCGGCGUGGAAGCUGCGUGAGCUGAAGCGCGUGAAGCGCGAGCGCGAGGCGAUCGAGGCCGCCGAGAAGGAGCGCGAGGAGAUCGAGCGGCGCCGCGAGCUGACGACCGAGGAGCGCGAGCGCGAGGACCGCGCGUUCCUGACCAAACAGAAGGAGGAGAAGGAGGCAUCGCGCGGCCAGACCGGCUACAUGCAGCGCUACUUCCACAAGGGCGCGUUCUUCCGCGACGACGUCGAGCGCGAGGGGCUCGAUCAGCGCAAUGCCAUGGGCGCGCGGUUUGUCGACGACGUCGCGCGCGAAACCUUGCCGGAGUACAUGCAGAUCCGCGAUAUGACGAAGCUGGGCAAGAAGGGGCGCACCCGGUACAAGGAUCUGCGGUCGGAGGAUACGGGGCGGUUUGGGGAUGGGGUGAGUAACCGGUUCGGUGGGGGCCGGCGGAGGGACGAUGCGCCGCUCGGGGUCACGGAUGAGAGGUUCAUGCCGGACGAGCGGCCGCGGGGUCCUACGGGGGCCAAUGCCUCGGUGGUGCGCGAGAGGCGGAGAUCCCGGUCGAGGUCAUACUCUCCUCGCAGGGACCGGUAUGGGGAUCGGGGGGAGCGGCGACGGAGUCGCGAUCGCUCGACAGACCGCUACAGACCCGAUGGAGGCAGUCGCAGGAAGCGCAGUCCCUCGCCCUAUGAUGAUCGAGAUAAACGGAGACGAAUGGAGGAUGCGCGAUCGGACUAG
Aspergillus uvarum CBS 121591 is the source of this 1503-nucleotide messenger RNA. Its product is annotated as microfibrillar-associated 1 family protein. The record is from RefSeq and is a predicted model, not a curated record. The transcript has 2 exons. Gene Ontology annotation, cellular component: U2-type spliceosomal complex. NCBI's taxonomy places the organism in Eukaryota, Fungi, Ascomycota, Eurotiomycetes, Eurotiales, Aspergillaceae. Gene Ontology annotation, molecular function: RNA binding. Gene Ontology annotation, biological process: mRNA splicing, via spliceosome. The coding region runs from base 1 to 1503 and encodes 500 amino acids.